This is a messenger RNA of Mytilus trossulus (common blue mussel), 3057 nucleotides long. RefSeq names its product anoctamin-7-like. Gene Ontology annotation, molecular function: protein dimerization activity; chloride channel activity. Gene Ontology annotation, cellular component: plasma membrane. Bases 281 to 2977 code for a protein of 898 amino acids. The transcript is spliced from 24 exons. Gene Ontology annotation, biological process: chloride transmembrane transport. Lineage: Eukaryota; Metazoa; Mollusca; Bivalvia; Mytilida; Mytilidae. The record is from RefSeq and is a predicted model, not a curated record.
UUCCACUAAAGCUACGUUGUACAUGUAUAUUAUUGUACCUUAUUAAAAAUUUAAAUGUCAAACCAUGUCAGAUCCUGAUUGCUAAAUUUACAUUUAUUGUCUCUCGUAAAGCAUUCCUUUUCACCUGAUCUAAUCAUAUAUAAGUAGAUUGAUUAUUGGAGAUUCCGCAGUAUCAAUUUCAUUGUUAUAAAUGAUUUUUCAUCGUAGCAUCCAUCGAGGAAUUUUGUUAUAUUUUUAUGUCAUGGAUGUGUAGCCAGAAAUGGAUGUUAAACAUUGAAAAAUGAGUGAAAAUCGAGGAUUAAAUGGUGGACCGCAUCAAUAUGAUGAUUAUGGAACAGUGGAUAAACAGCCAAUUAUUGACCGUGAUGAACUUAGCUCAGGAGGAGGGAUUGAGAUGUCUGCCAAAGCUAAGACACCAGUGCCACUAGAAGACACAUGUUUCUUUAGGGAUGGCGAGAGAAGAAUAGAUUUUAUCCUGGUUUAUGAGGAGUUAUUAGAAACUAAAAGCAGUAAUAGUGAGGUGGUAAAAGUUGGAAAAUGGAGACAAAAAUUCAUGAAAAAUUUACGCAAAGUUGGUUUAGAAAUAGAAGAGGAAAAUGUGCAAAGUCAGAAAAAGAUCACAACAUUCAUCAAACUUCAUGCUCCGUGGGAUGUAUGCUGUUUCUACGCAGAGGACCUUUGCAUGAGAGCCCCAUUACAGAUAUUUGAUAGGAAAAGUGACGCACAUCCAAACCCUUCAAAUAACUGGUCUGGGAAAAUCCUUAAGAUGCUGAGAAUACCCAAUGUGAUGGCUGAAGAAGUUCCUAACAAACCAUUAGAUUAUUAUACAUGUGCUUUUAAAAAAUCUAAAUUAAAUAGGUUUUUAGGAAGUGAUAAUCAGGAGACAUAUUUCUCAAUAACACAACGAGGUAGGAUAGUAUGGGAGAUCUUAGCAACGACAGCGUAUGGUAAACGUAAACAUGCUGAGAUUGGAGUCGAGAGAUUACUAGAGGAGGAGAUAUAUAAAGCUGCAUAUGCUUUACAUGAUGGAACUUUUGAAAAACCAAAGCAACCAAUAAGACCUGAAACACUUAACGACAGACAAAUAUUAUAUGAAUAUUGGGCAAGGUGGGGCAAAUGGUUUAAGUACCAACCACUAGACCAUAUACGGGAAUAUUUUGGAGAAAAAAUAGGAAUAUAUUUUGCAUGGUUAGGUUUUUAUACAGCUUGGUUAUUGCCAGCUUCUAUUAUUGGUGUAAUUGUGUUCUUGUAUGGUGUUUUUACUAUGACGUCUAAUGUGCCAGCAAAUGAAAUUUGUAACAGUGGGGAGACAUUUAAGAUGUGUCCUAUUUGUCCAGAAAAUAUAGGUUGUCCAUAUUGGUAUAUAUCUGAUGUGUGUAUCUAUGUUAAAAUAUCCUAUUUAUUUGAUCAUCCUGGUACAGUACUGUAUGCUGUCUUCACAUCAUUUUGGGCUGUGACAUUUUUAGAAUAUUGGAAGAGAAAGAAUGCCAGUCUUGCUCAUCACUGGGAUGUACUGGACUUUGAAGAGGAAGAGGAAAGACCAAGGCCAGAGUAUGUUGUAAAAGCUCCUACAUAUGAGAAGAACCCUAUCACAGGUGUGAAGGAACCAUAUUUUCCUGAGCGGGCCAGACUGCCAAGAAUUAUAUCUGGUUUUGCUGCAAUAACUAUCAUGAUAACCAUUGUUAUAGUAUUUAUUAUAGCUGUUAUAAUGUACAGAGUUCUUGUCAGUAUACCAUUGUUUCAAAGUAAAACUUUACGAGGCAAAGCAUCUCUAAUUGCCAGCUUGUCAUCGGCAGUGGUCAACUUAAUUCUUAUCAUGUCACUGAGUAAAGUGUAUGAAAAGUUGGCAUUUAAAAUGACACAGUGGGAAAUGCACAGAACCCAGACAGAAUUCGAUGAUCAACUGACAUUUAAAGUGUUCAUUUUCCAGUUCGUCAAUUUCUAUUCUUCAAUAUUUUAUAUUGCUUUUUUCAAAGGGAGAUUUGUUGGGUAUCCUGGUCAUUAUAAUUCAUUUUUUGGUUUGAGAAGUGAAGAGUGCAAUAAUGGUGGUUGUCUAGUAGAAUUAGCUCAACAGUUAGCUGUUAUUAUGAUUGGUAAACAGAUUAUAAAUAAUGCACAAGAAAUAAUAGUGCCAAAACUGAAAACUUUUAUACACCAUUUGAAAAUAAAGAUGAAUAAGAAUGCUAUAAAAACGCGGUGGGAAGAGGAUUAUAACUUAAUAGAAAGUCAAGGACUGUUUGAUGAAUACUUAGAAAUGGUUUUACAGUUUGGAUUCAUCACUAUAUUUGUAGCAGCUUUUCCACUUGCUCCCUUAUUUGCUUUGUUAAACAACUGGGUAGAAAUUCGCCUGGAUGCACAGAAAUAUGUAUGCGAGACCAGGAGACCGGUGGCUGACAGGGCACAAGAUAUAGGAGUCUGGUUUUCUAUACUGGAUGGCAUGGCUCAGUUAGCAGUAAUAAGCAAUGCAUUCCUUAUAGCCUUUACAUCCGAGUUUUUACCCAGACUGUUAUAUCAGUUCCAGUAUGACUCUAAUUUAGAUGGUUUUACAGAUUUUUCUUUAGCUGUUUCUCCAAAUGGUACAAUGAAUCAGACUUGCAGGUAUAGAGAUUUCCGAGACAAAGAUGGUCAUUAUACGUUAUUUUACUGGCAUUUACUAGCUAUAAGACUAGGAUUUGUUAUUGUAUUUGAGCAUGUAGUAUUUGGUUUUUGUCGACUGAUAGACUUUAUGGUACCAGAUGUUCCAGAGGCAUUAGAAAUUAAAAUAAAGCGGGAGAGAUAUCUAGCCAAGCAAGCUCUUGCUGAUACAGACACAAUCAUGAUGAACGAUUCCUCAGAUGCUGGUGAGGAUCUAGAGGAUGAUGAUGAUGAUAAUGUAAUUGAUGUAGAAAUGGCUCGUGGCUUAGAUGAAGAAGAAGAAGAUCUGGAGAAAAUAUCAGUAAAAAUUGAUAGUGCUAUAAAGAAAAGUGAAAAAUCGUAGCAGGAAUGGGAAGUAGCUCUGAGUCACUUUAGACUCAAUUUAUUCAAUCGACAAAGCUCUGUUUAAUGUAAUGUGUAACA